ACGCGGCGCAGACGCCAUCUUGAGGACACCCCAAACGCAUCGCUUGUCUGGCGGCGGGCGGUUGAUAAACCGUCUCCAGCUCAUCAUGAAGGGAUUAUUUACCUUCAAAUAACACAGCACAGUCUCAGUCUCAGGUUACCAGACUUACAGGGAGGGCGACGAAGAGCUGGGCAGCGACAUUUCAUUGCUGUUGGUUGUUUUUUUUUAAACGAGGGCGGCGGCGCUUGUAGCCCGAUGGCCGGUUAGCUUGCUCCUCGCUGGACUCCGCCGCGGCCUGCUCGGGAGGAGGAAGGGUGGUGACGGCGCAAAAUGCUCCGCCGCUGACUGCCUCCCAAACAACACACAUACACGCAGUCCUGCUACAUUAAUAACGCAGACUCAACGAGAGUGAGACGGCCACCACGAUGCACUUAUAGAUUUCAGUUUACACGUCGUUAACUUUGUGGGUUUCUUUUUUUUUUUUUUUUUUGGUUGUUUUUGUUGCGUGAAGCGAACAGCCAGCCGGAGACGGCAUCAUGUCAUCCAACUGCACCAGCGCGGCGGCCGUCAGCGCCAGCAAAACCAAGACGAAAAAGAAGCAUUUUAUAGGACAGAAAGUGAAGCUGUUCCGAGCAAGCGAGCCCAUCCUGAGCGUGUUGAUGUGGGGAGUCAAUCACACGAUUAAUGAGUUAAGUAAUGUGCCUGUACCUGUGAUGCUGAUGCCAGAUGACUUUAAAGCCUACAGUAAGAUCAAAGUGGACAACCACCUAUUUAACAAAGAAAAUCUACCGAGUCGCUUUAAGUUUAAAGAGUACUGUCCCAUGGUGUUCCGAAACCUGAGGGAGCGCUUCGCCAUCGACGACCAGGACUACCAGAACUCUCUGACCAGGAGUGCCCCGCUCAACAGCGACUCCCAGGGCCGCUUCGGCAACCGCUUCCUGACCAGCUACGACCAUCGCUUUGUAAUCAAAACUGUUUCCAGUGAGGACAUCGCUGAGAUGCACAACAUCCUAAAGAAGUAUCAUCAGUUCAUAGUGGAGUGUCAUGGCAACACGCUGCUCCCUCAGUUCCUGGGCAUGUACAGGCUAAUGGUGGACGGCGUGGAGACGUACAUGGUGGUGACCAGGAACGUUUUCAGCCAUCGUCUCACCGUGCACCGCAAGUACGACCUAAAGGGUUCUACGGUUGCAAGGGAAGCCAGUGACAAGGAGAAGGCUAAAGAACUUCCUACUUUUAAAGACAAUGACUUCCUGAAUGAAGGGCAUAAGUUACAGAUAGGAGAUGAUAACAAGAAGUACUUUUUGGAGAAGCUAAAACGGGAUGUGGAGUUCUUGGCCACCCUGAAGAUCAUGGACUACAGCCUACUGGUAGGCAUCCAUGACGUGGAGCGGGCGGAGCAGGAGGAGAUGGACGUGGAGGGCGGCGGAGACGAGGAGGAGUUUGAGAACGACGAAAUGGGUCGAGGCGUGCUGACCGGUUCUUUCGGCACGCCUCCGGACAGUCCUGGAAACCCCCUUAACUGCGGAGGAUUCUUUGGCCCCGGGGAGUUCGACCCCUCUGUGGAUGUUUACGCAAUCAAGAGCCACGACAGUGCUGUGAAGAAGGAGGUUUACUUCAUGGCCAUUAUUGACAUCCUCACGCACUAUGACGCUAAGAAAAAAGCUGCACAUGCUGCCAAAACUGUGAAACAUGGGGUGAGUCUUCUAAUGCGAGUGUUUGGAUGCGGCGCCACUCUGCUAAUUGUUGUGCUCUACAUCAUGCCAGUAGUUGCUGUUUUUUAGGAGCAGAGUGUAAUU
Poecilia reticulata (guppy) is the source of this 1775-nucleotide messenger RNA. NCBI's taxonomy places the organism in Eukaryota, Metazoa, Chordata, Actinopteri, Cyprinodontiformes, Poeciliidae. The record is from RefSeq and is a predicted model, not a curated record.